Nerophis lumbriciformis (worm pipefish) is the source of this 627-nucleotide messenger RNA. The record is from RefSeq and is a predicted model, not a curated record. NCBI's taxonomy places the organism in Eukaryota, Metazoa, Chordata, Actinopteri, Syngnathiformes, Syngnathidae.
AUGUCCGACCACCAUAAUCACGGUCGCGGCUGUGGCUGCGAAGGUGCCCACGAACCCGCCGAGAGAGGCGUCGAGUACGGACUGUAUCGGCGCAUUGACACGGAAAAGCUGCAGUGCUUGAACGAGAGCAGGGACGGAGAUGGUAAACUGGUUUUUAAACCUUGGGACCAGCGAAACACCCGCGACAAGUUUGUUGAAAGUGAUGCUGACGAAGAGCUGUUGUUCAAUAUCCCGUUUACUGGCAACGUCAAACUGAAAGGCGUCAUCAUAUCCGGAGAGGACGACGACUCGCAUCCGGCAGAGAUUCGAUUGUACAAGAACAUCCCUCAAAUGUCCUUUGACGACACUGGCCGGGAACCAGAACAAGCUUUCAGGCUCAACAGGGACCCCAGCGCUCAACUGGAGUACCCAACCAAGAUCGCGCGCUUUUCCAGCGUCCAGCACUUGUCCAUCCACGUCUCCAAGAACUUUGGCGCCGAGAGCACUCGGAUCUACUACAUCGGCCUCAGAGGAGAAUAUUCUGAGGCUCACAGACACGAAGUGACGAUCUGCAACUACGAGGCGUCGGCGAACCCUGCAGAUCAUAAAGUGGAGAGCAUUGUCCCUCAAACCAAUUUCAUUUCCUGA